This is a messenger RNA of Aspergillus uvarum CBS 121591, 1482 nucleotides long. RefSeq lists its product as uncharacterized. The transcript is spliced from 6 exons. NCBI's taxonomy places the organism in Eukaryota, Fungi, Ascomycota, Eurotiomycetes, Eurotiales, Aspergillaceae. The record is from RefSeq and is a predicted model, not a curated record. The coding region runs from base 1 to 987 and encodes 328 amino acids.
AUGCAAGUCACAUCUUCCGGUAGAGUAUCAAGUAUCCAGCGUCUGGGAACACGCCAUCUCUGCCGCUGGGUGUCGACUUCCCAUCCCGGACAGCUUCCCUGUCAACUGGAUGGCGCCUUUCACCAUGGCGCUGAUGGCGUUGCCUGGAUGGUUCGUUUCCCUCGGGUUGGAAGGUUCUGUGACGACUAUACAGAUGAGAAGGUUGCCAUGGAGGUUACGGCGCUGAACCUCAUCCACAAUCGCACUACAAUCCCGGUGCCGAAAGUCCACGCGUGGGGUCCCGCUACCAGCAACCCGCUCGGUCUCGGCCCGUUCAUCAUCAUGGACUUCAUUGACGGCGUGAGCCUUAGCGACUUUCUCCGAGCCCCCAACGCCGAGCGCCCCACUAGACAUUCUGCAGAAUGGAGGGGUGACCGAACCCAGGGAUUUGCGACAACGACAGAGUAUUUCCACUAUGUCGCCGAUCAAGACUUGGGGCAGCUCAUUCACCAGCCAAACUCAACCGUUGGCUCAUACGACGCUAAAAACAAAUAUGUGGCGUUCAAGGUGCUGAGAGCACUGAUACCAGACUUGCUGAUUUGCGACGAUCUCGGCCUGGCGAACCUGAUUGUCCGUGACAGAGAAGACCUUACUGUUGUUGGUGUAGGAGACCUCGAGUGGUCGUAUGUUGGACCAGCGCAGCUGUUCGGCUCGGCACCGUGGUGGCGUCUCCAGGACAGGCCCGUCAACAGCUCAUGGGACUUCACCGGCGACGAGCCUCCCGAAAUCGCCGCCCGCUACUUCAGAUGCUUAGACAUCUUCAUAGACGUGUUGGAGGAGGAGGAAGCAAAGAUGCCGGGGCAUGAUGAGCGAGAGCUGUCUAGUCUGGUAAAAUGGUCACGAGUCUCUGGGGCCAUGUGGCUGCACAUGCUUCUCUCGCCUGGUUUCAAUGACCAUCGCUCACUUGCUCUCACCCAACGACGCCGACACCUAGGACCCGCGGAAUGAGCGAAUUUGACAACGCGGAAGAGCUCGAGGCCUUCGCAACCCGGAAGGUGCGGGGUCUAGACCAGUAUGAUGAAGCCUUAGAGGCACUGGAGGAGCGCAAGGCGCUCGCGGACGACGGUAGAAUGACACGGCACGAGUUUUUGAGCCAUGGAUCUUCUCUCGUCUGACAACCAGCAAUCCAUAAGGCUCGGAACUGGAUCGUAAUUAGACCGGUCAGGUCAGUAAAGUACAGUACAUACUCUAUUUGAGGCAUUUUUCGAACUUGUUUCUGUACCGAUGGCCGGGAGUACUCUAUACCCACCCCCUAAUAUCAUCGGAAUAUGGUGCCGAGACUCGAUCAGAACCCGUAUAUCCGAAGAUAGAGAGGGGAGGUUGGUCCCGGCCGGGACGGACAUGCUCAAAGGGUUUGACGACUAGGGCGGCCGGGGGUUUCUGUUGGAAGAAUUACUUCAGGAGACUUAGGCUUGAAGCCAUACAAAUUCGUUGAUAUCGUUG